UCAACGGCGACCUUCAUUCCUUUCGUUGAAUAGCUGCACCGAGCUACGCCUGUCACGAGCCCCGUCCCGCGAGUAACAACAAUGUGUUAACCAGGAACCAGACGAGCGAAGGCGUCCGCAUAUCUGCUCUCUAUUUCGUGUAUUUUAUUUUAUUCUCAUUUUGUUGUCGUUGCACCAAGGAGCCUGGGGAGGGGAAACAAACAAAAAAAGGAAUUAUUCUCGUGUUUGACCUCAUCCGCAGUCGGGAGUGUUUAAAUAUCUAUAUGCUAUAGUAUGUCACGACACCAGCAAAGGACGCCGUUUAAAAUCACGGACGACGUGGUGGAGGUCAAGAGCAAAUUUGAGGCAGAGUAUCGUCGUUUUGCGUUAAAGAGAAAUGGUCUCGGCAGCUUCCGGGAGUUCUACCGCCUGCUUCAGACCGUCCACUGCAUCCCAGGUGUGGACGUCUUGUUAGGAUACGCCGAUGUCCACGGAGACCUGCUGCCCAUCAACAACGAUGACAACCUGCACAAGGCGGUGACCUCGGCGAAUCCUCUGCUCCGCAUUAUCAUAACCAAAAGAGAGGAUGAGCCUGCGAUCUUUGCCACCAAUUCCCUCCAGAGGCGUAAGAAGGGGUUGGGCUUGACUGGCCUCCGAGGCACAACCGGCUCGAGCUCCACUAACCAGAAAAACAGACCGGGCCUUCUGAUUAGCUUGCCCCAGGACUUCAGACAGAUUUCAUCUAUCAUCGAUGUUGACAUCUUGCCAGAGACGCACCGACGGGUACGACUCCACAAACAUGGUACCAACAAACCCCUGGGUUUCUACAUCCGUGACGGAGUGAGCGUACGUGUGACCCCACAGGGCGUAGAAAAGGUCCCCGGGGUGUUCAUAUCUCGUCUGGUACACGGUGGGCUGGCUGAGAGCACUGGGCUGCUGGGGGUUAAUGAUGAGAUCCUGGAAGUCAAUGGCAUUGACGUGGCUGGAAAAUCUCUGGAUCAGGUGACAGACAUGAUGGUGGCUAACAGUCACAACCUUAUCAUCACAGUGAAACCAGCCAACCAGAGGAAUAACGUGACGCAUCAUAGGAGUAAGACGUCGGUCUACAAUGCCUCUAUGGGCUCAGUUGGGAGCACAGGCCCUGUCUCAUCACAUGAGUCACCAUGCCAUGCAUCUCAGAGCACCAUCACUAGUGCAAGUAACAGUCUCAUGGAGGGCAACAGUGAGGAUGAAGAUGAUGACAGUGACUUCAUCAUCGAAAAUGACAGCCUGAUGCCUUACGUUUCCGACAGCGUAACCAAUGGCAACAACUGCAAUUACAACAGAGACUUUUCAAGCAACAUGCAGCAUGGCUCAAUAGCGACCGUCCCUACAGAGUGAGUCUAUGUCCAACAGGCUUAGAGAGAACGAUGGCUUAAUGGCCGUGUUUAGUCUUAAUGGGAGCCCCCCCCCACACAUGACCAGCAGCAGCUCAGAGAGCGUGGAUGGGUUCCAUACCGUCACAUCUGCUGUAACCAUUACAACUGCUGUACUCACAACCACGGACAGAAAUGCGUGGUUCCAUAAUACUUUAAAAGAACUUUUACCAUUUACUACUAUCUUUUCUCCCAUUAUGAGACUAGAUCAUGCAUUUUUUGUUUGUUUGUUUGUUUUGUUUUUUUUUACUUUCUUUUCAAGAGUAGGAUACAAAAGAGAGGGUUUUGGCUUGGAUUUGGUCCAGGGCAGACAGGGAUAUGAAUGGCCUCAAGGGCUCCAAUGCCUCUGACCACAAUUAAUUUAUUGGAUUUGACUUUCUUCCCUGUCAUAAAUAUAGCUUCAUUGUUGGAACAAUUUAUAGUGAUGGGGAUAUAUUUUAAAGCCUUUGAUGAUGGACAUUGGAACAUAAGAUGUCAUAAUGCUGUGAUGCACUUGAGUCUUUAUUAUGACCCUGUAAUACCUGCUUUUAAAGUGUCUUCGCAUGAAACCUGGUGAUGAAAAUGGAAAGUAUAUGGGAAGGUGGGUAAACAGAUAGACUUUUGACAUAGACAAUAUUUCACAGCUAGGUCGCACAUGGCAUGUGUAUUAUAUGCUAUUUUGUUAAAUAACAAAGAUUGAAUCAUCAUUUGUACAUGCCUCAGCUGUUAUGAAGUGCUUGUUCAGAAAUAUAAGUGCCAUUUAAAGUAACAUUUAUGUAUAGUGUGUAUUCUCACAUGUUUGGGUUUCUGCCAGAAAUAUAUUUUGGAAGAACUAGAUUGAAAAGAAAUUUUAAAACGUGAUAAUCUUGUUAUGUGGGACUCAAACUGGGAAAUGUAAUCUCUCAUGCUCAUUAAAAUGUGAUUGUACAUAAUCAAAUACCUGACACAGACACACAGCUGUGUAUUGCAUUGAGACUAAUGGCUUCCUCCAUUAUUGCCUCACAGUCGAAUCUUUCAGAUAGAUACUAUGUUUUAUUGUAUCAUCACUCUGUUUCUUGCUCCCUCUUUUACCUACAAUUUUGAUUUAGAGAAAAAAUAACUUUCAACCUAACAAUUUUUAAACUACUUGACGAAAUAAACAAAUCUAAACAAACAUAAAGCUAGUUACAAGAUCAAUACCAUAUUGGUUUCAAAUUCAAACAGUUGAACAUUGUUGAAUAUUACACAAUAGCAUCUGACAGAUAAUCACAAACUCUGGUCAAAUCCUCUAGUUUCGUGAAGACCCUUAAUGGGCCUGUAUGGUCACAGC
Molecule: messenger RNA, 2682 nt
Organism: Lampris incognitus (smalleye Pacific opah)
Lineage: Eukaryota; Metazoa; Chordata; Actinopteri; Lampriformes; Lampridae
Gene: pard6a
Product: par-6 family cell polarity regulator alpha
Exons: 6
Coding region: 274-1359 (361 amino acids)
Biological process (GO): establishment or maintenance of cell polarity; regulation of cellular localization; centrosome cycle
Cellular component (GO): cell cortex; nucleus; apical plasma membrane
Molecular function (GO): protein kinase C binding
Source: RefSeq, a predicted model, not a curated record